UCGAAGAAAACUAGCCAACUGAACUACGGGAGGCAAAAAAAACAAUAACUAAUAAUCAUCACCCUGGAGUUGUUGAUGUUUGGUAUCUUCAUAUUGGGGAAAAACUUCGUUUCAAUGGAGAGAGUGAGCGAGAGAGAGAGAGAGCAAACCCCGAAUAAGCAACUACAUCUAGAAACAAGUCCCGAAAAACCCGCAACUAAUGGUGCGUUCAAACCGGACGCGACGCGAAUUUUUCGCGCGGGUAGAUUCCAUACAAAAAACGUACCAUAACAGUAUUUGUAAGCGACUUUUCCCAAAAAAAUAAGCCCUCGCGGAGGGACUACGAAGGUCGACGGUGAACUAACCGCAACACGAAGACAGCAGUCCAGUGCGCGAAGCACUCGGGUCUUUACGUAAACACGAUAUGACCCGAAGGGAAAACUCGUCCCACUGGUCAACCGACUGUACAGAGGCUCCUCCACCACUGGGUCCAACCCUCUCUCCGCCGGCGAAAUGAGGCGGUGGCGAGCGGUUGAAUGACGGCCGUGGCUCUAUUGACACUUCAGACACUCACCGGCCUCCACAUUUCACCGAGUACACACUCAUCGGAUGAAAGAGGAAGAGCGCACCGGAUCAUUGGCUUUUUUCUUUUUUCCUUUUUUUUUUUUUUACCACCGCGGGAUGCUGCGGACUGCUACGGGACGAGACGACGGUGUCGAGGCUGAGCGGACCCCGGACGAAUUGACAGGUUGACGAUCCGCGUUUGUCACCGAGCAGGGUGGACCCAGAAGACAAAAAGUAAAUACACAGUGCGGGGCUCAAUGGGAAACAUAGGCACACGUUGGAGGGAGGAAUAGGCGGCGCCUGCAGAUUCCUGGAAACAGACGAGCAGCCGACCAGAAUGACACUUUCAACGUCUGCGACUCGGGAGUUGAUUCGCUGAAGUUGCCGCUCGGGGAGCCGGGCCACAGGCAGCGUGUCUGCGAGCGACCGUCUGCCUUGUACGUUUCUGACGGAGAGAGCCAAUCAAGUCUGUUAUUCGAGUCGAUGCUCUUAUGUCAGUGACCUAUAUCGCAUGCAUAUGCGCCGAGAGCGCGCAGUGAACCUCGCCAGCAGACAGCCGACAGCAUGGGGAUCAACGGGCUAGACAACCAAGCGCAGCCGCCCGGCGGAGUGUGCCGGGCGGAGCAGCCGGCCGCGGAUCCCGACGUGGAGCCGAGGGAUGCUCCGCGAGAAACGGACGGGAGCCCGAAUGACCAGGCGGAGCGCAAAGCCGCGCGGGAGGACAGCGGCGUGCAGCUGAUCGAGGCCGGCUGCACGCCGCCCGUCCGCCCGCCGUCUGCCUCGGAGGCGCGCGGCCACGCCGCCGAGUUCGUCCCGCCCGAGGGGGGGUUCGGCUGGCUGGUGGUGCUCGCCGCCACCUGGUGCAACGGGUCCAUCUUCGGGAUUCAGAACUCGUUCGGCAUCCUGCACAUGAUGCUGGUGAAGGAGCACGCAGACCCAGACGACCAGACGUCUCAGUUCAAAGUGGCCUGGGUCGGGGCCUUGGCCAUGGGCAUGAUCUUCUUUUGUUCACCUGUGGUGAGCAUGUUCACUGACCGUUUCGGCUGCAGGAAGACAGCGGUCGGCGGGGCGGCGCUGGCUUUCAUAGGCUUGCUCAGUACAUCCUUUGCCAACUCCCUGGGCCUUCGUUACUUCACAUACGGCAUACUGUUUGGCUGUGGCUCCUCCUUUGCAUUCCAGCCCUCACUGGUCAUCCUCGGCCACUACUUCCGCCAGCGCCUGGGCCUGGCUAAUGGCAUGGUGACGGCCGGGGCCAGCCUCUUCUCCAUGGGGCUCCCGGUUCUCCUCAACAAGGUGGUGGAGCCUCUGGGCCUCAGCAGGACCUUCCAGAUCCUCAGCCUAUUCAUGCUGGUCCAGGCCCUGCUGGCGCUGACGUUCAAACCAUUGCUGCCCGCGGGAGGAGGCAUGGGACCACCAGGCAUGGGACCGGGCCCCGCUGAAACCCAAACCCAGCCGGGGGCUACCGCUCAGGGGGGGAGUGUGUGGAGUAGGACUCUAGCUGGGUUCAGAAAAUACUUCAACCUGCGUGUGUUUCACAUCGUGACGUAUCGGCUGUGGGCGUUUGGAGUAGCUACAGCUGUACUGGGCUACUUUGUGCCAUACAUACAUCUGAUCAACUUUGUGAAGGAGCGGUUCAAGGACACCCAGAAGGAUUGGGUUCUCCUGGUGUGCAUAGGCGCCUCAUCCGGGGUGGGACGUCUUGCCUUUGGAAAGAUUGGAGAUCUCAUUCCUGGGCUUCAAAAGAUCUACAUGCAGGUGGUGUCCUUCAUUGCUCUGGGCCUGAUGUCUAUGAUGAUUCCUCAGUGCACUGUGUUCGAGGGCCUGGCGGUCGUAUGUGUGUUCCUGGGCUUGUGUGACGGCUGCUUCCUCACCAUGAUGGCUCCCAUAGCGUUUGAGCUGGUCGGGCCCAUGCAGGCCUCGCAGGCCAUCGGCUACCUCCUUGGCCUCAUGGCUCUUCCCAUGACAGCAGGGCCGCCAAUCGCCGGUCUCCUACAUGAUUACUUUGGGAACUACACUGUGGCCUUCUCCCUGGCCGGGGUGCCUCCUAUGGUGGGGGCUGUGGUGCUGUUCUUUGUGCCCCUGAUGCACUCCAGGCUCCAGCGAGGCCAGGCUGCGGCGUCGCCGGAGGAGACGUCCACGACUGCCCACAUGUUGCCCUCUGCCACACUGGCGGACGAGCCCAAGAGCCGCUCCAACGGAGACAUCCUCCCUGGCUACACUGACGUGGAGACACACAUCUGAGUCGCACUGUACAAAGGGAUUCGGCCCACCAGCACCUUUUUCUCAUCCUUAGAUUGCCCUCCUCACAACCGUGGACCUCUGUUCGCUGAUCUUUAAUCCCACCUGGCCCUUUGUUAUUUUCACGUGGAGAGAAGUCGAAUCUCUUGCAACGAGCUGCAGUGAGGACAAAAAUUCUGGCACAUCAGGGUGGGAUGAUGGAACCGUUUGAGGAGGAUAAGCACAACAAAGUCUCAACCAGGAUUGUUUUAUCAGUGGGGACUCUGUUGUAAUAGAAGUUACACUUCUAAGAGGAAAGAAAUGAAGAGAUUUUACCUGACAGUGGUAGUUUCUGAUUCCACAGUAGUUAUGACUGGAAACAUUUAGAGUCAUAAAUAUAAAGGAUUGUCAUAUUGAUGACUAAAAAUGACCAUUCUGUGUUUUUAGAAUCCAUAUAAACACACUAAGGGGCAUAUUAAAAUAUGCCUCUUACUAGUGAAGGGAUAAAGUCACAAUUUAUUUAUGUAGUACUUCAUACAUCUAAUUUGUUUUCAACACAAUGCAGGUUUUUUUCUUGACUUUAUUCUACUAUUUUCUGCUGAGCCAGCUACAAGAGAAUCAUAUGUACAAUAUCUGUUGUGAAUGUCACAGGGAAACUAAGAGACAGUUCUUCAAAGAGACCAGCCACCAGACACAAUCACCUCAAAUCAGCCGCACACUGUACCACACUGUACUCGAAGUCAGGGUCCAAAACGUUAUCAUACUCAACCCGCCUGCCUGCAUGGGAGACAGACGUCACGUGACCGUAGCAGCUGUUGAUUCCACUGAUUUAUAUAUGCCAUGAUUUCUUUUUUUUAUCACCGUAUGAUUAUAGGUAAGUGACUUUGCAGCAUGUAGCAAGUUAACAUGUGGCAGGCACCUCUUGCCCGGAUAACUGAAACUAAACGCUACGGCAGAUGCAAAGUCUCCCGGUGAGUCAGCCUUAACGUUCAGCUUUUGUUUUGAUUUGAUGAAGAAUUGAGAAUUUUCGCAGCGUGCUAGACAAAUCCGCAUGAACUGUUUUUGCUUUGACUUUGAGCAAAGUUUUGUAGUGUGCACAUAGUUCACUCGUUUGAGUUAAAAAAAAAAAAAAGCUCAAAUCAUGCCAGGCCUAAUGGGAGAUUCACUGCUGUCAAUAGCUUUAGAUUUUAAUCAUUAUUAACGCAAGGCAUUUUCUUCUUUUUAGUUGAAUGUGUGUGCAUUUGUGUGUGUGUGGCACCUGUGCAUCUGCAUUUUAACAGUAGCGGCAAUUAUGUAAUAUGAAAUUUAUAUGUUACAGUCUGUCGAUCAGAGGCGGGACUACUGCCAAAUCUCACAGGAAAAAACAAACAAACGACCAUUAAUCUGCUGCUGUAGUUUAGUGUCGUGGCGAGCGCCUCAAUCGCUGUGUUCGCAGUGAUGACACACGAAGCAUUACCGCCUCUGUUUUGUAAACAUCUGGACCACUUACCUCUGCACUCUCAGAUUACACAUCCUCCUCAACAGUGAACUGUGAUGAACAGGUGUGAAGUAGAGCUGCAAUAAUUGACAGUUAAAGCCUUUUGAGUUUGAGUUGGCACUCUGUGGUUUUAUGCAUAAGUGAAUACCGGAGGGGGGAAAAUGGGAAAAGGAAAAUGCCCCGGUGUCGAGGUGGUAUUCUGUUCUAUCAACUCCCCUUGUUGCGUUCGCUGCCAUUAUUCAGCUUCUGUUACAACACUCUAGGGCCUAACAGCUACACUCACUGUAGUAGUGUAGUUUCUUUUUUUUUGCAGGGAGGGAGGGGGCGGUGGGUAAUGCUACAUUAUGAACUGUUCUGAAUAGAAAACAUACACUUAUACCUCAGUAAUCAGCCAAUCCUCAGCAGUCUAGUUGAACGCGUUGACAUUCUCCGUUAACUUCUAAGUGGUUCUUCGUGGCAGUCUGAAUCAAGAGACCACAAAUUUGCCAAAUGCCUGUUUUUUCUUCGUUUGCUUCCUCCAUGAAAACCCCCUCAAGACUUCCAUUCCCCGUGAACAGUCGGUGCGAGAUUCAUCCUUCCUGUUUUUGUUGCCUUCAUAUCCAUUUUCUCUGCCGUUUUGGAUCCUCGUCAUUAUCUGCUCCCUGUUACCACUUCCUAGGAAAAUUGCCCGAUUGUCGUUUUCCAUAGCUUGUCGUUGUCACAGCCUGAUUUCCAUGUCUGUGAUUCAAAAAUACUUACAUGUUUAAUAUUCUUAACUAGUUAGAGCAGACAAGUAACCAUAAGCAGUGGAGACAUAAUUGUUAUAGUGUGUAAAGCAAAAACACAGGCCUCUGAUUUGACUGAGGCCUUAUUUAAAUCUUAAUCUGUUAUUUGCAGCUGCUAUUAGGACACAGAAAAAGCUGGGGGGGGGGGGGGGGGGAAUUGAAACAAUGGGCUGCGUGAGCUGUCCAUGUACAGUACCAGCUUUAUAAGCUAACCAAUAUCAUAAUUUGUGAACACAAUUUUUUACUUACAUUUUUGGCCAAUUUUGAGAUUCAUCUCCCUCAAAACCGUGACAGACCACAUGAACCUGAACACACUGCUUCUGCACAGUGAUAUGAUAUUUUAAAAAAUUAACCCAAUUAGAUUUUCAAAAUAAGUCAGCUUUUCUUUGUCACUUUCAAAUAAUUGAUUUCCAGUACUCUGUUUUCAUUUUGCUAUCAUGAAGUUAAACUUAAAGUACAGUUAAACUGUCUUCUUGAAUGAUAAACAGGGUAGCUGUGAAAUUUUGAAACGCAUAUUCGUAUUCUGCUGCUUUGCACAGCACUUACUCAGAUUUCUGUUACUGCCCCCGUGAAAGCCUAACGCUGAGUGUUAUUGACAAGUUGCACUAGUUUGCUGCCACAGAACUAGAGGCAUGAUGGCACUAAAGUCGCAGAAUCUAGCGAAUGGAUGAGUGAAUGAAAAGUCUACAGAGGACUAUAAACCUCUGGCAGCCAUAUUGGAGGACCUCGGCCUUAUGGUUAACAACGGCUGCACAAAACGUAUCCAUCUCCACAAAAUUAAUUGAUUUGUGCGAGGGUUUUUUUUUUUUUGACUGAACUAUUUUUUUUUCCUUUUUCUUAUUUUGUGUUGAAUAUGUCACCUUGUUACAAAGCGGCGUCACUGUUUAGAAUUCCUUCGAAGAGACAAGGACUAAAAUUAAGACAUUGGAGUCACAGCAAUUCGCUCAAUCAAGAAAAAAAAAAGUAUCUGCCUUACAGAUACACCAGAACACGUUGCUUGAUUACAGAAAAGCUUACAAAGUGGUUUGUUUGUUUUUUUUCAGAUCUUAAUGUGACUUUUUACUGAUUCUUUUUCUCUUUUGGUUAUUGUAACUUUCUGUCCACUUAGUGACUCGCCUGAGUCCGCCUCAGAUUCUGGUCAGAACCAGCUGAGUUGCUCCUUUUACUGAUCUACUGUAGAUUAAAAUACAGUAACCUGAUGUAUAUCAACAUAUGUACUUUAUACACUUUGGAAUGUGUUUUUUUUUUUUCUUUCAUUAACCCUUAAAAUGUUUUAUUGUUUUUAAUGUUUGAUUUGUGUUUAUCUGUGUUCUGAUGAUACAAUUCAAUGACUACUGGAAAAGAAAAAAAAGCCGAACUGUUGAGUUGGUUCAGAUUUAGAUUGUAUAUCUAAAAGUGAAGGAGCUGGACGCAUGAAGAAGGACCCAGUACAGCUGAACGGUCACCCGUUCUGCGAAACCAGUGCUUGCCAAAGUGUCGGGCUCAUGGUCCACCGCCGGUGACCGCUUCACUCUCUGAAGUCUGAACAUAGUUGCCCGCAGUAGUUUCAGGAACAGCUGGAUCCACAGUAGAGCCCCGUCUAUAUUUUACCGAAACUACAUGUAUAAUACUAAUACUACUACUUAUCACUCAUUGUUUAAAAAACAAAACAAAAACACAAUUGUUUUUUUAUAAUUAUAAAGUUUUUGAAACUGUUUCCCCCUGAAAAUCAAUAUGGUGAAAACUUCACAUUUCUCCUAUGUUUACUUUUCUUUAUCUUCUGCCGGUGACAACACAGACUAUACAGGUCAGAGAUCCAUAGAGGCACAUUCAACACAAUGGGCUGCACAUGAAUAUCAUAUUAAAGCAUGUGGUAAAGCCAGCGGGCGUGAUUCUUCCCAAACAGGUGCGAAACAGGUCAAAUGAACUAAAGUGCUCUUAACGGUCUGUGAUAUGAAAAUCUCAUGGUUACUUCAGUUUGUGAUAUUUUAUUUCACCGUCGUUUCAUUCAGCAUGAACUUAAAUUUCCUGCUGACAUCUUUUGUCCACUCGCCAGAAAUCAGAGCCUGGCUUCUCGGUCUUGCGUCAUCAGACUUUCCACUGGCAGAGAGGGGAGAAAAAAAAGGAAAGCAAAGAAAAACACCCAACUUAAAGUGAAUUCAAACUACUGUAAUAUUGAGCCUUGUUAUUCUGCGCUCCAAUGUGCCAUUUCCGCUGCUCCGCUGACCUCAAUCUCUGCUUACAGUUUAGCUGCUGUGCUUUUCCUCUGCUUGAAACCACACAAGCAGCAUGUGAUGGCUGAGGGUCUAUAUAUUAUACAGCUGGGACGUGGUAAAAAAAACACCUCAUAGACUGCCAUGGACCAUUUCUACCCUGGAUAUGUUUUUGGCACUGUUCCCAGCACCGUUCAUAACGUUUCACUUUAGUGAAGUAAUGUUUUUGUUGCUCCUAGUCACACCUGAAUAAUGUAUAGACUUUUCACGUGCUGUUCUUUUAUACUUCAUGCAUAUCUUCCUUUAUCUUAUCUUUUACAGCGAUAAAUCUUCAAACUAUUGCAGGUGAUAUAUUCUCAUUCAUAUUUGUGUAUGGUCCGAGGGCAGCAAUUGGCCAAAGACCUUCCCACAGCUUCACAUGUUGAAAUACGAGUGAUAUUUCAGUGCAGGGCUCUGCUUAACUUUCCUUCUUUAACCUCCAGUAAGGUUGCUGCAUUUAAACCUCUAUUGCCUCUCCUCCCCUCUUAAAGCUACAAGCUUCUGUCGUCCCUCCACAAGAUAUACCCCUUUUUAUGUAUAAAUACAUAUUUCUGUUUUGGUCAUUUUACAAAAAUGUUCUAACAGGGCCAGUGGCUUCACAAGAUCUGAAAUUAAGACAUGCUGCUAGAGAAAGAAUUAAUGUGAUCUGUGUUUUUGUCAAAGUCAUUUUGAAUUUGUAUAAAAAAAAGGCACAUUUUUUUGCUAAUAAACCAACAAUAAAGAUGUAACAUGAAAACAA
Scophthalmus maximus (turbot) is the source of this 7971-nucleotide messenger RNA. RefSeq names its product solute carrier family 16 member 2 (gene slc16a2). The record is from RefSeq and is a predicted model, not a curated record. Gene Ontology annotation, biological process: transmembrane transport. The coding region runs from base 1108 to 2784 and encodes 558 amino acids. Gene Ontology annotation, molecular function: thyroid hormone transmembrane transporter activity; monocarboxylic acid transmembrane transporter activity. NCBI's taxonomy places the organism in Eukaryota, Metazoa, Chordata, Actinopteri, Pleuronectiformes, Scophthalmidae. The transcript has 7 exons.